Molecule: messenger RNA, 1338 nt
Organism: Eufriesea mexicana
Lineage: Eukaryota; Metazoa; Arthropoda; Insecta; Hymenoptera; Apidae
Exons: 2
Coding region: 1-1338 (445 amino acids)
Source: RefSeq, a predicted model, not a curated record
AUGGCAUUGCGAUCAAGAAGUAGUCAUUCGAAAUCUAUGUCAAACAUUGUGGACAACGUUGUAAACAAUAAAGAAAAAUUUCAAGAAAAUUCUGUUUUGAUCGAAAAUAGAUAUAGAACCUACACUUUUAAGGACUUUAAAGAAGAAGAAUAUUUUACGAAAGAUUCAUUUUGUGACCAUAAAGAAGUACAGUCUACACGCAAAUCUCGAAAUUUCAUAAAGAAAUUAAUUGCUUCUUUGGAGAGAAAAAAUGAAGUGUGCAAGGCAGACGAUGAAUUUUUUUCAAAAUACUACAAAAGAAAUGACUACUCUAAUCCAAAUUCUGAUUACUCGUUUGAUCAAAAACUUCAGACUCCGGAGAGAAUAAGAAAAUUUGGAGUAAAAGUUCCAUUUCCGAAUGUAGAAUUGAAUAAAAUAUCUUCACAAAAUUGUGGACAGGAACGAAGUGCUGAAUCGAAAGUGUUUGCUAGAAAUCAAGUGUCUGUAUUUUCAAACAUUAUACCAAAAACAAAAUUUUCGCCAGAAAAUUAUAAGUAUGUUGAAAGUAGCAAUUCAAGGAAAUCAGUAACUGAAAUUUCAGAUAAAAUAGGAAGAGAUUUUAAAAUAAAUGAACAACGAAAUACAAAGUACUAUAGAGAAAAUUAUUCACAGUCUUAUUCAAAAAGGCACAUUGGUACACAAAAUAAAAACGAGAGAGAGAAACGUCACGAUUUCUCUUCUUUCGAGCCUAAUCGACAUUUAGUCGAGUUACAAAAUCGAACAGACAUUGUAAAUUCUUAUUUUUUAAAAAGUAACGAAAAUGAUUUAAAAGGAAACACGUUAGAAAAUAUAUUUACAAAUCUAAAAAUAGGAGGAAAUUCAAAAAAAGGAAUGUUUCAUGGCAAUUUUAAAAAGACACUCAAUAGAAACAAAUCUUUCAAGGAUCUCUUUGGAUCUGUAAUAAAAUGGAAAAAAUCAGGAAAUAAGGAAAGACCUCAACAAUUUAUGUCCUGUGACCAUUUAUUCGAAAAGCCAAAGAAGUUUGAUUGGAAAAAUGGUAAAAAAUUAUCAAAAGCUUCCUCAUUUCAAGCAAUCAUAUAUCACGAUCGUGAAGAUGAAAAUUUUGAACAGGGUGAAAAACAUAAAGCAACAAUUCGUCCUGUUUAUGGUGGAAAAAGAAACGAACAACUUUUGAAAGUAUAUACGAAGAAAAAUGAAGAUUAUGAAUAUUUUAUGAUAGAAGACAGCAUGGAAAAUCUCAUAAAACCUUCUGCGAUUAAGGAUAUACAAAAACAUCUUUAUCAGCCUUCACAAAAAGCACGAAUUAAUGACAAUAUUAAUGCACAAAAAUAUUGGUAA